AUUGAAGCAGCAUCCUUCUGGGUUAGUUACCGGUUGCAAACAUGCUCAUGUUCGUGUUGCUUCUACAUUGACAACCUAAUGUAUGUGUUUGAUAAAAAAAUGACAACAUAAUGUAUAACUCAACUCUUAUCUGCUUUGAAUUAUCUGCACAAAUACUGAAGUUAUCCCUUCUUAUGCUUGAUGCUUUGUAGAGUGUUCUGUUUCAGAUAGAAGCGCGUCAAGUUGAAGAACUCCGGCUCUCCUGUCCUGAAAGGAAUGGAAGAUAGGAAGAAGAGGCCCAAUACUGAUUCGUAAUCGUGCAUGCACAUCGGCCCGGCCGGGCUACACAUGACCUAACGCAACUAAUCGGUCGUGUUUUCUUUCGUUUUGGCACAUGAAUGAGUGGGCAUCCUUUUCCGCUAUGCCAUCACCGCAAUUUGGACUUUGUUCUAUGCCAUCACCGCAAGUAUCACCAGGAAGCAGCCAAACAGCCAGUAUAAAUAGCCAUCCAUUCGGACUACAGACUAGGCGCAGGAAGUGAAGCUGCUUAACGUAGCCAAGUUCAUCACUGUGGUUCAUCCUUCUCGAUGGACUUGGACAUGACAAUGGCUAUGAACCAAGGAGAGCUCAUGCACAUCAUCUCACAACUCGAUGGUGCACUCACAAACCCAUCUUCUCCAUCCACAUCACCGCAGCCGCUUCCUUGGAAUCCAUUCGGUGGCACUACGCCUCGAGCUCCGCUUCAUGCGCCGACGCCGCCACCGGCCACCUUCGCGGCGGACCACGCCACGGCGCGCGACACGCUGUACCUCGCUGCGUCGAUGGGGGUACAGCUGGUGCCGGCCGGUGCGGACGUCGUGCAGGCGGCGCGGCCUCGGCAUCGGCGGUCUAGCACGCGCGUCUCGAACACGCCGCGGAGCUUGGCGGCGAGGCUGCGGCGGGAGCGCGUGAGCCAGCGCAUGCACGCCCUGCAGCGGCUCGUGCCCGGCGGCGUGGGGCUGGACACGGCGUCCAUGCUGGAGGAGGCCAUCCGCUACGUCAGGUUUCUCAAGGGUCACGUCCGGUCCCUGGAGCAAGCCGCGGCCGCAAUGCAUGGGCACGACCGCGGCGGCGACCACGUCGACGUCGACGGCGGAAGCUGCUACUCCUUCCCUUUUCUUGCCUAGAUGCAUCGGAGAUCGGAUAAAAAACUCGUGGAUCCACGUUGUUCAUAGGGUCGAGUCGAAGUUGUGACAGUGCCUAGGAUCGAUGCUGUCCAGAAUUCGUUGGACAGUGCCUAAUAGUAACAUUCGCUGUAAUGUACAGUGUACCGCCCAAAUGA
This is a messenger RNA of Phragmites australis (common reed), 1300 nucleotides long. Its product is annotated as transcription factor HEC3-like. Bases 567 to 1145 code for a protein of 192 amino acids. Gene Ontology annotation, molecular function: DNA-binding transcription factor activity; protein dimerization activity. NCBI's taxonomy places the organism in Eukaryota, Viridiplantae, Streptophyta, Magnoliopsida, Poales, Poaceae. Gene Ontology annotation, biological process: regulation of DNA-templated transcription. The record is from RefSeq and is a predicted model, not a curated record. The transcript has a single exon.